AAAGAAAAGCUCAAGGUUGGGAGUGGAAGAGUCGGCCUUCGUAACGUAGGAAACACGUGUUUUCUGAAUGCGGUGGUACAGUGUCUAUCUCACACCAGAGGUCUGAGGGACUACUGUCUGGUCAAAGCCUACAGACAGGAGAUGUGCAGUAGAGAGGAGCCACACCUCAUGGAGGCGUUCUCCCAGGUGCUGUUGGGUCUCUGGGAUGUGAACGAAGAAAAUUAUAACACAGAAGUGAAUCCUGGGAAGUUCUACAGCGUCUUCAAAGACGCCGUACCUUACUUCAGCGGAUACAGUCAACAGGAUGCUCAGGAGUUUCUGAGGUUCCUAUUGGACCGGCUUCACUGUGAGAUUAACCGCCGGCCCUACGUCCGGCUCACCAGCCUGGAGCCUGAACCCAAAUGCACCACAGUCAGGAUUGACGAGCAGGCGUCUGCAAUUGGAAGAGACACCUGGAGAGGGACGACAGUAAGAUCGUAGAUCUGUUUACAGGUCAGCUGCGUAGUUCCCUCCACUGCUCCGUGUUUGCUCCCACUACUCCACCUGCUUCGACGUCUUCUGGACCU
Messenger RNA from Salvelinus sp. IW2-2015, 566 nucleotides. RefSeq names its product ubiquitin carboxyl-terminal hydrolase 21. The record is from RefSeq and is a predicted model, not a curated record. Gene Ontology annotation, cellular component: cytoplasm. Lineage: Eukaryota; Metazoa; Chordata; Actinopteri; Salmoniformes; Salmonidae. Gene Ontology annotation, molecular function: cysteine-type deubiquitinase activity. Gene Ontology annotation, biological process: protein deubiquitination.